UUAUUAUUUUAUAGAUUGGCAAAUCUAUCCCCAAAACAUUUUAAACAACAUUAUGGAACAACAAGACAAACAAGAAGUUCAUGAGGAGCAACCUCAAAGAACUGAAGACGAAACCAAGGUAGACGGUGAAGGAGAAGAAGAAGACCAAUCCAUCUUCGAGACUAACUGGGAUGAAUCAGUUGAGAAAUUUGAUGAUUUAGAUCUCAAAGAAGAGAUCCUAAGAGGAGUGUUUGGUUACGGUUUUGAGAAACCAUCUCCUAUUCAGCAGAAGGCCAUUCUUCCCAUCUUACAGGGAAGAGAUACCAUCGCACAGGCUCAGUCUGGUACUGGUAAAACUGCAACCUUCACUAUUUCGACCUUGCAGAUAGUCGAUACUUCAUCAGACCAGACUCAGGCAUUGAUAGUAGUCCACACCAGAGAACUUGCUUACCAAGUUUACAAGGUUGUCGAAUCUAUCGGUGAAUACACUGGAGUGAAGGUCCAUGCCUGCUGCGGAGGUACUGCCGUCAGAGACGAUAUCAGAAAACUCAAGGGAGGAGUUCAAAUCGUCGUUGGUACUCCAGGUAGAGUUAAGGAGAUGAUGAAGAAAGGCUUCCUUAAGACCGACUACCUGAGACUCUUCGUUUUAGAUGAGGCCGAUGAAAUGCUCUCAAGAGGAUUUAAAGAACAAAUCCAAGAAAUUUUCAAGUUCUUGCCAGGAGAAAUUCAAAUUGCUCUUUUCUCCGCUACUAUGCCUCCGGAUAUUCUCAGAUUGAGCGAGAACUUCAUGAGAGACCCAGCUAGAAUCCUUGUUAAGAAGGACGAGUUGACUCUUGAAGGUAUCAAGCAAUACUAUGUUCCUCUCGAUGAGGAAAAAUGGAAGUUUGAUGUGCUGAUGGACUUGUACAUGAACUUGGAAAUCAACCAAGCCAUCAUCUACUGUAACACCACCAAGAAGGUCGAUGAGCUCACUAAAGAUCUCAAGGAAAAAGACUUCACUGUCUCAGCCAUGCACGGAGAAAUGGAUCAAGUAACCAGAGAUUUGAUCAUGAGAGAAUUCAGAACCGCCACUACAAGAAUUUUGAUCUCUACCGACUUGUUGGCUAGAGGAAUCGAUGUCCAACAAGUUUCAGUCGUCAUCAACUACGAUCUACCACUCAAGAAAGAGAGCUAUAUUCAUAGAAUUGGUAGAUCAGGAAGAUUCGGUAAGAAGGGUACUGCUAUCAACUUCGUCACCCCAAGAGAUGCUGAUUUCUUGAAGGAAAUCCAGACCCAUUACAACACCCAGAUCAACGAAUUACCAACCAACUUGGAAGAAGUAUAAACAGCUAGCUCAGGCUAAUAUGAUUGCA
This is a messenger RNA of Moneuplotes crassus, 1331 nucleotides long. NCBI's taxonomy places the organism in Eukaryota, Ciliophora, Spirotrichea, Euplotida, Euplotidae. The record is from the annotation of a GenBank genome assembly.